AUCAGAUUCACAACUGUCAGUGUCCAUGCUAGCUGGGCUAACAACAAAUGUAGAAAUACUGAUGCUAGUAUUGGAUGUGCUCGUGGAAGCAGAACGACUUGUCGUCGACAGGUGGUACUACCAGUAGAGCUGGUAUGUGUCUCUAUGGACGUGGGCCUUACUUUUUUUUCAAAUACAUUUUCAAGCAAACGGAAUGAGCAGCAACUGCAUUUUGGCUACAUAAUAGUUAGUGGAAAUCCCGCGAGGUAACGGUUAAGAUUUGUGACAAUGCUGUGUCUGAAGAUGACCAUGAACAUGAGACCUGGCUCACUGUGGAUAUUACAUCAAAUCAGCCACCUGUCACCCAGACCUCCCAUUCGAAGCAUCUCCCACGCUCCCUUUGCCUGUGACCACCACAAAACAUACCGCAGCCACGUCCCUCUUCCGGUAGCCACAUUACCACGCCUCCGUCUUAGUCUGCCUCUCAAAUCAACUUUAUGCUUUCAGCCAUGUAGACCAGCAUCUACAACCAGUGGUACGGGCUGGUAUGAGAGCCUAGCAGACUCUACUCCUGUCCAUCUGACUGAGCAGCUACUGAUCUCUGUCCAUCAGACCACAGGUCUACCAUGGUGGGCCAGUAUCGUAUGCACCACUGUGGCCCUGAGGACAGUUGUCACACUGCCACUUGGAGCCUACCAGGCGGUCAUCAUAGCAAAGGUUGAAGCCCUGCAAGUGGAGAUAGCGGAGCUGGCUAAGAGGCUGCGCUACGAUAUCUCGGUGCGAGCCAAAGAGAAGGGCUGGACGGAAAAACACUGCCGAUACCAAUUCAAGAAGAACCUGAAGAGGAUAGUGUCUGAGCUGUACGUGAGGGAUAACUGCCACCCCUUCAAGGCCAGUCUGCUGGUAUGGGUGCAGCUGCCCAUGUGGGUAUGCCUCUCCCUGGCCCUGCGUAACCUGAGCCUGGGGGUGUCUGAUGCUGCGACCGCGUUGCAGACAGAGCUGGCAGUAGGGGGAACUCUAUGGUUCUCCGACCUGACAUUGCCUGACUCUACCUGGAUCAUGCCUGUCUCUCUGGGCCUCAUCAACCUGCUCAUCACAGAGGUAUUUGCUCUGCGGAGGAUGGAAGCGUCCAAGUUCCAGAAGUAUGUGACCAACUUUAUCAGAGGGAUCUCUCUGUUGAUGAUACCCAUAGCUGCCACCGUGCCCUCCUCCAUGGCUCUGUACUGGCUAAGCUCCAGUUGUGUGGGACUGGGCCACAACCUGCUCCUGCGCUCGCCUCGCUUCCGGAGGCUGUGCCGCAUCCCCCCCACGCGCUCUGACUCGGACACGCCUUACAGGGACAUCGCUUCUUCCUUUGUCUCCAAAUACAUCAAGUGAAAGAGGUUUUCCAUCUGAUAGUAGAGAAAGAGACUGUAGCCCCCAAUCAUGUCAAUGCCAUAGCCCCUUCCCCUGAUUCAGUCAAUCUUCAUGAUGAGUUGAAGAAUUACGUGUGUUAGCGCUGGGUUGGAACAAACACCUGCACUGUACACCAUGUAUCUCUCCAGGACCAGGGUUGGUGACCACUAAGAUCUAGAGUGGACCACGGUCCAUCAGAGAGAAUCAGACCUUGUGGACAUGGAGUAUCCAACACGUCCAUAUCUGACAAACCAAGUCAGUGUCAAGAUCUGUUUGUGACUGGUAUAUACUGUAGCAUGUACAUGCAGGUUUACUUUGAAAGGUAACCACUCCCUGUUCUACCCAGGAUAACUUGGUGUUGUGAUUGAAGACUAACUGGCAAAUGACAUGCAAGAAAUGUACGUAUUUAAGAUAACGACCACAGUCAUGGAUGAUCAAUGGAUACUACAUUUGUACUUUGAACUUCCAGUGUAAAUUGCAUGAAAGGUGUGUUAUUUUGUGAAUUUUAUGAUCCAGAAAUUGAUGACAUCAGAUGUGCUCAAAGUUGAAGUAAUUGAGUUAAGUUACAUCAGUAAAAUAAAACAUUUUGUAUUAA
This is a messenger RNA of Oncorhynchus kisutch (coho salmon), 1969 nucleotides long. Its product is annotated as cytochrome c oxidase assembly protein COX18, mitochondrial. Bases 268 to 1356 code for a protein of 362 amino acids. Gene Ontology annotation, molecular function: membrane insertase activity. The record is from RefSeq and is a predicted model, not a curated record. Gene Ontology annotation, cellular component: mitochondrial inner membrane. Gene Ontology annotation, biological process: mitochondrial respiratory chain complex IV assembly; protein insertion into mitochondrial inner membrane from matrix. NCBI's taxonomy places the organism in Eukaryota, Metazoa, Chordata, Actinopteri, Salmoniformes, Salmonidae. The transcript has 7 exons.